UACAAUUACAAUGGCUUCGAGGCUUUAUGGUCUUCAACUAAGCACAGUUUGAUAACAUCGGCUGCUCAAGCUGAUAGUGCUGACUGUGGAGGCUUUAUCAAAAAAAAUCACGGUCGACUAUCGAGUCCUGGCUAUCCAUCGUCGUAUUCACCAAACCACGACUGUACCUGGAUAAUCUCCGUCUCUAAAGGUCGAAUAAUUCAAUUCCACUUUGACGUUAUGGAUAUUGAUGAUCGUGACUACUGCAGGAAGGACUAUCUAGGAUUGCGGGACGGUGCUGAUAGAUGGUCACCCUCUCUUGGUAGAUAUUGUGGAAAUAGAAAGCCACGAAGACGCCAAUCCAAGACCUCAUCAAAUGCACUAAGAAUUCGUUUAAAAUCAGACUCCUCGGUGCAGGGACGAGGAUUUUCWAUGUGGUGGACAAGCUACUACAAAUUCAAAGCUUCAAAACCGGCAAGACGAGAUAUCUCAGGUAGAUUACCAUAGUAACUUGAC
Exaiptasia diaphana is the source of this 495-nucleotide messenger RNA. RefSeq names its product bone morphogenetic protein 1. The record is from RefSeq and is a predicted model, not a curated record. The coding region runs from base 220 to 486 and encodes 88 amino acids. The transcript is spliced from 3 exons. Gene Ontology annotation, molecular function: serine-type endopeptidase activity. Lineage: Eukaryota; Metazoa; Cnidaria; Anthozoa; Actiniaria; Aiptasiidae.